This is a messenger RNA of Thelazia callipaeda (thelaziosis nematode), 1947 nucleotides long. Lineage: Eukaryota; Metazoa; Nematoda; Chromadorea; Rhabditida; Thelaziidae. The record is from the annotation of a GenBank genome assembly.
AUGGUGGGUAGAAAGAAGCGCAGCAGCAGUACUAGAAAUCAUUUUGGUGAGAUUGUACACCAUGGAGCUGGAGAUUUUGCACAGAAUAGCACUUAUCGCGAUUUUUCGAGUGUUAAUAACGGGUGUCGUAACGGAAACAUUGUGGAGUCUGGGUGUUCACCAAUAACAACAACAUUUAAUCGAAAAUUAAAGCAAUAUAACAAUCAUUCUAAUCAUAAGAAUCAGAAGAAUAUGAUCAACACCAGUGCUGUGGUAAAUAUGAACGAAAAUUUUGUCGCAAGGGGCAUGAGUCGAGAAACAGGAUCAGCAUCAGGGGGCAGUGUUAUCUCUUGUGAUGUAGAUGAGGACGAAAGUUUAUCAGCAUCUGGUCAAGAAGUUGAUUCUGCUGGCUUUCGCUUUGUUAAAAAAUGUAGUGUAGCGCUAAUGACCGAAAAAGAAAGCACUUGCUCAGUGGGUACGCAAACAACUGAAGAUAUGGAUUCAGAUUUAUUAUUAUCUCUAUGUAGUGCAAAGUGCUGGCAACGAAUUCAUAUUAUUGCGGAAGCAAUUCAAUGCUUAAAUGCUUAUGAGCAAAGAUACAUAGCAACAUGCGUUGAAGCAUUAUUGCGUGCGAAAUCAUUAUAUAUGAGGCACUGUGAAUUAAAGUACAACAGUGUUGAUUUCUUACAAAAUUCAAUUGCAACAGCAUCUUGUAGUCAGCUUCAAGAGCUUGCGUUUCCAGUAUUGUGCCUCUUGCAUUCAACAAAUCGUUCGGCAGCAGCUGCUUACAUGGGAUUGAUAGAACGAUUAUUUGAGGAACUUAUUUGUGCAUCAGUUCAAAAACAACCUUUCGAAAAACAAGAGUUAAUGGAUUUGGUUCGGUUUUUCGAAAAAUUUAUAAAUCAAAAAUUGCGUUUGACGGUUUCGGCUGCACAGCAUCAUGCAGCAUUUUCUGUGGAUCAUAAAAUCAGUCUUGCAAAAAUUCAAACUGAUCUGGACAAUCUGUUACCCACUACGAACGAAAACCAACGGAAUUGGGAAGCAUCUACAUCUGAGAGUGACUCUGAUGUACCCAUCGUUAUAUCUAGACUAGAGGCUCAUAUUUCGAAUGAAGAUUCUUCACCAAAUAUAUUUUCAAUCGCAAUUGAAUGGAGUGAUCUAAAAACUUCGUAUAUUGUCAGAACUGCGGAUCAGAUCGCUGAUUUGCACAAUCGAUUAUUGGAUAGUUUCCCAAGUGAGGCAGGAGCGUUAACGGGAAAUCCUCGUGUUCUUCCAUAUCUAAAUCGUUCACAACCUGGCUCUAUUUUGGGUUACAUUCGUGCACUGCCAGAUCUUCCAGCUCGUGUAUUGGUAUGCCCAAUAGUACGUGAUUUCUUUUAUCCAUCUCGAUUAGAAAGCUCAUCACUUUCAUCAAUUCCUCAAUCAUUAUUAUCACAAUCGCUGUCUUCCUUUAAUGAUUUAAAGAAGCCUACAGCAUAUAGGCAGACCAAGUCAUCGUCUAAUCUGUCAGUACCCGAAGUAUCUGUUUGUUAUCAUCCUUCGUUACCAGUUACAACAGGUUCUGUUGGAGUGAUGAAUUGCACGAGCGUAGUUUGCCCACCAUUUUCUCUCGCAAGUGUACCUCCUCCACCACGUAGUCAUCUAGUAUCACUGGCAGCAACACGACAGUAUUCUCUAAUGUCUACAACUACAAGUGUUCCGACUUAUCCAUCAUUUAUCUCACUACCUCCUAAUCCUAAUGGAUUUUUUUGUUGUAAUUGCUCUGGUCCCCAUCAGUUUGCUUAUUGUACUCAACCAACAAUGUUACAAAUUAUCGCAAGUGGUGAAUAUAGAAUUGAUUAUUCCAAUGUUACAACAAAUUCCAGCAUAUUGCCACUCGAUGUAACGAAUAAUAUAUUAGUCACAAGUUCUCUUUCACCUACAAGGAUAAAAUUUUCUACACCACCACCAGUUCCAAACUCGCGUUAA